This is a messenger RNA of Lutra lutra (Eurasian river otter), 5982 nucleotides long. It is a transcript of the gene RBAK, whose product is annotated as RB associated KRAB zinc finger. The record is from RefSeq and is a predicted model, not a curated record. Lineage: Eukaryota; Metazoa; Chordata; Mammalia; Carnivora; Mustelidae. Gene Ontology annotation, biological process: regulation of immune system process; negative regulation of transcription by RNA polymerase II; regulation of cytokine production. Bases 158 to 2338 code for a protein of 726 amino acids. The transcript is spliced from 5 exons. Gene Ontology annotation, molecular function: RNA polymerase II cis-regulatory region sequence-specific DNA binding; DNA-binding transcription factor activity, RNA polymerase II-specific.
GUUGUCGGCCUGAAGUGAGUUUGCCGGUGGGCCCAGAACCGGCUCCGCGGGAACGACGGCCCCGGGAGGCGGAGGAGGAGCAGCCCCCGCCCCGGAGUCCUCGGGAGCCUCGGGGCAGCUCGGCGUGUCCCAACGGGGUCAGUCGUUAACAGUCUGUAUGCUUUUCCAAGAGCAGCAGAGAAUGAACGAAUCCCAGGGGCCAGUGUCAUUCAGGGACGUGGCCGUGGACUUCACCCAGGAGGAGUGGCAGCAGCUGGAGCCUGAUGAGAAGACCACGUACCGGGAUGUGAUGCUGGAGAACUACAGCCAUCUCGUCUCCGUGGGCUACGACAGCACCAAGCCCAAAGUGAUCCUCAAGUUGGAGCAGGGAGAGGAGCCGUGGGUAGCCGAAGGUGAAGUGCAGUGUCAGAGUCAGCCAGAAGAAGUUUGGAAGGCAGAUGACCCGAUAGAGACAAUCCCAGGAAGUGAAGAAGAACAUUCAAGGCAAGCUAUUUCUAGCAACAGCAAAACCCCGGUUGAAGAAAGAGAGAAUGCAUUUGAUAAAACAUGUAAUGUGGAAACAAGCCUUGUUCCUUCAAACGUAACACCUCAAACGUGUGUCUCCUGUGGAAAGAAGUUAGAAUCUACUUCAGAAUUAAUUAUUAGUGAUGGAAGCUAUGCGAGAAAGAAACCUGAUGAGUGUAGUGAAUGCGGGAAGAUGUACCACGGAGGGAAACCCUAUGAAUGUAAUCAAAAUGGGGAAGGCUAUUCUCAAAAUGAAGAGAGUAUUCUUCAGAAAAUUAAUAUUUUGGAGAAACCCUUUGAAUAUAAUGAAUGCAUGGAAGCCUUAGACAAUGAUGCUGUUUUCCUUGCUCAUAAGAGAGCUUAUAUGGGGGAAAAGCCCUAUGAGUGGAAUGACUCUGGGUCAGACUUCAUCCAGAUGUCAAAUUUUAAUGUUUACCAGAGAUCACAGAUGGAAUUAAAGCCUUUUGAAUGCAGUGAAUGUGGAAAAUCCUUCUGUAAAAAGUCAAAGUUAAUCAUCCAUCAGAGGGCCCACACAGGAGAAAAACCUUACGAAUGUAAUGUAUGUGGGAAAUCCUUCAGCCAAAAGGGGACCUUAACCGUCCAUCGGAGAUCACAUUUAGAGGAGAAGCCCUAUAAAUGUAACGAAUGUGGGAAAACCUUUUGUCAGAAGUUACAUCUCACCCAACACCUGAGAACUCAUUCAGGUGAGAAACCCUAUGAAUGUAAUGAGUGUGGGAAAACCUUCUGCCAGAAGACUCAUCUCACCCUACACCAGAGGAAUCAUUCAGGAGAGAGACCCUAUCCGUGUAACGAAUGUGGAAAAUCCUUUUCACGCAAGUCUGCCCUCAGUGACCACCAGAGAACACAUACGGGAGAGAAACUUUACAAAUGUAACGAAUGUGGGAAAUCCUACUACCGAAAAUCUACCCUCAUUACACAUCAGAGGACCCACACGGGAGAGAAACCCUAUCAGUGCAGUGAGUGUGGGAAGUUCUUCUCUCGGGUGUCGUACCUCACUAUACAUUAUAGAAGUCACUUAGAAGAGAAACCCUAUGAAUGUAACGAGUGUGGGAAAACCUUCAAUUUAAAUUCAGCCUUCAUUAGACAUCGGAAAGUACACACAGAUGAGAAACCCCAUGAAUGUAGUGAAUGUGGAAAACUCUCUCAGUUCUCCUAUGUCACUGACCAUCCUACGGCUCCUUUAGGAGAUAAACCCUAUGAAUGUAAUGAAUGUGGGAAAAUCUUCCUUGACAGUUCGGCCUUCAGUGGGCACCAGUCACUUCCGAAAGGGGAGAAAUCCUAUGAAUGUAACAUCUGUGGAAAAUUGUUCUCUGAGUUAUCGUAUUACACUAUCCAUUACAGGAGUCAUUCUGAAGAGAAGCCCUAUGGAUGCAGUGAAUGUGGGAAAACCUUCUCCCAUAACUCAUCCCUCUUUAGACAUCAAAGAGUGCACACAGGAGAGAAGCCCUAUGAGUGUUAUGAGUGUGGGAAGUUCUUCUCUCAGAAAUCCUAUCUCACCAUCCACCACCGGAUCCAUUCGGGAGAGAAGCCCUAUGAAUGUAGUAAAUGUGGGAAAGUCUUCUCUCGGAUGUCAAACCUCACCGUUCACUAUAGAAGCCAUUCAGGAGAGAAGCCCUACGAAUGUAAUGAAUGUGGAAAAGUCUUUUCUCAGAAGUCAUACCUCACUGUACACUAUAGGACUCAUUCAGGAGAGAAGCCCUACGAAUGUAACGAGUGUGGGAAAAAAUUCCACCACAGGUCAGCCUUCAAUAGCCAUCAGAGGAUUCAUAGGAGAGGGAAUGUGAAUGUACUGGACGUGGAGAAUCUCCUGUGAAGUCAAAACCCUCUGAGUAGACCGAAAUGUAAUAGGGAGUCAGAUGUCACUGAGAGUUCAUGUUUCUGAAUGGGGAAAGCCAUUUAGGAAUUAAAUUUAUCUCCACCUGAUUUCUCAUGGAGAAGGAUCCCUAGGAAUGAAAGAAGCAGCAAAGCCUUCAGCAAAACACUGCAAUCUGUUGGGCAUGAGAUAAUUUAUACAGGAGUGAAACUUGGUGCAUAUUUAAUAUUUAUGUUGGAAUUCGAAUUGUAUUUACAUAUCAGGGAAUCAUACCAAGGCGAGAUCUGUCAGAGGGAUGAAUGUGGGAAAACUAUUGUCUUGGAAAUUGUUAUACUAAAAGCCAUAUUUCUGACAUAAAUUCCAAUAGGAAUUCCAAUAGGAAAGCUAUCAGAAGCUAUCAGCUCUGAAUAAACCAUUGUAUCAAAUGAAGUUUUGGAAUCACCAGGAGUUUAUAAUGAGGACUGUAACAUUAAACAUAUAUAUGGCAGUCCUAUCAUGUUUUAAAAAUGCAGUCCAAUAGUAAUUCUAUGCAAAUUGGGAUUUGAAUUAUUUGGGAAAAGGCAGUAUUUUGAGUAUUAAGGUGGCAAAAUGUACUAACACAGGAUAUGUGUUGUUGGUGAGACAUUUGCUAGGUACCAGGUAGUUAAAUACUUUUCUCUUUGUUGGGAGGCAUUGACAAAUGGAUUUUUAGCAAAUGCCCCAUCAAUGAAGGCUAAGUGGUGGCUUUUGUAGCAUUUUCAACUACAUUUGAGCAAAAAGGAUUUUAAGACACUCUUCAUAAACUGCGCAUAGAUGAUUUGGAGUUAAGUCUGUGUCAGUAAAAGAGGGCAUCCACGCAGUUUAUCUGUAGAAUACACACAGCUCUCAUACCACUCUGCUUGUCUAAUUGUUAGAGUGCGCAGUGUGCUGAUAUAAUUCAGAUACGUCCUCUCUUCUUUUAUUUGACAUGAAUACUAUGGCAUUUUGUGCACUGCCCCUCAUUCCCAGUAUUUUGGAACAAAUACAGGUUUCUAGCAGAGUUUUAAUUGAUUAACUCAGUGUCCUUUUUCCCCUAAUUCCUUGCUGGAAGAGUUUGUUCACCGUUUCUUCACAAGACACAGAGAGUGGAUCCUGAUUCGUCUAAACCAAUCAUGAUAAUUCCAUUCAGAUUGUGAGUAACCUCUAUAGUGGUCACACGACCCAGUUCACUGGGCCAAGGAAUGCAAGGAUCAUUUAAUAAUCAAAAAUUAAUCACUGGACUGCAUCAAAGAAACAAGUAAUCUAGAAUGCAGAAAAGUCAUUGGUACAGUCAGCAUCCAUUAGUGUUCUCCAUAAACUAUAGAUUUGAGGGGAACUUCCCUACUUGGACGAAAAGUAUCUAAAACUAUAACUACCAGCAUACCUAAUACCGAAAUAUUGAAAGUUUUCUCCAGAAUGAAAAAAAAAAAAGGCUAUCCACUGUCAGUAAUUGUAUUCAGUAUUCUGCAGAAGGACGUAGCCAGGAGAAUAAGGGAAGAAAAAUAAUUAAAGAGCAUAAGGAUUAGAAAGAAGUAAAACUUUUAUCUGCAAUUGACAUGAUUUUGUACUUUGAAAGUUCUGAGGAAUGCACAGAUAAUUGAAAUGAAUGACUAGGUUUAGCAAACUCCCUACAUAUUAAGCUCAUUAUGCAAAAAUAGUUUUUUAAUAUACCAGCAGUGAACAUAAAAAAUGAAAAACUUAAAAAGCAAUACCACUUACAAUAGCAUCAAAAUUCCUCAAGUGCCUCGAGGGAACAUUACCUAACUCCAUAUUUUCAAGAACCGUUUCUAGAAAAAAAAAAAUCACAAAACUUGAGAGGGCCAUAUCUAGUUCAUGGAUUCCAGGACAGUUUUUAAAAGAUCUCAGUUUUCCCCCAAAUUAAUUCAUAUAUUCAAUGCAAUCUUAAAAGUCCUACUAAGUUCUUUAAUUGAAAUUAAACAAACUCUAAAAUUCAAAUGAAAAUUCAGAAGACCAAUAAUAGUCAAGGCUCUCUUCUGAAAUAGGCAGAGUGAAAGAACUUAUAUUACCAGGUAUCAAGGAAGAGCGGUCAUAAAGCUACAGAAAUUAUUAUAAUUGGUGCAGAGAUAAACAAAUUGACCAUUGGGACAGAAGAAAGAUUCCAGAAACACCCAUAUAUAAUAUAGUCACUUGGUUUUUGCUGAAGAUGAUAAUGCAGUGGGGAGAGGAUAUUCUUUCUAAUAAAUGCUUUGCCAGUUAAAUUUAAUAAUUUAAUGGAAAAUAGAAGAGUGGGUUGUGAUGGAUUACAGAUCUCAGUAUGAAAUGUAAAAUAAUAAAACUUUAAGAAGAGAACUUAGCAGACUGUAUGUAACCUUAUAAUGAGAAAAUUUUUCAUAAGACCCCCAAGUCACUAAACUAUAAAAAUCAGUUAAUUUGGAGUUUAUUAACUUUCUGAAACUUGGGUUUAUUAAAAGGACCCCCAUUAAGAAAGCAACUAGGCAAGAAACGGGGGAGAAAAUAUUUGCAACCUAUGUAUAUGACAGCAGAAUUGAGUGUAGAGGAGGGGGUGGUGAUGGUUUUUGGAAGGUGCCACUUGUUAAACACUUGGGGCUCUGUGGGCUAGACAAUCUCUGUGAACUUGUCUGUUUCAAUAAAACUUUAUUCACAAACACAGGCAACAGUCGAUUUGGCCCAAAGGCCACACUUUCCAGCCCUGGAUCUAAAAUUGAAAAUACAAAUCAACAAGAAAAAAAUAGAAAAAUGGGCAAGAGAUUGGGACAUCCACUUAACGAAAGAGAAUAUCCAGAUGGCCAGUAAACAUGAAAAGGUAUGUUAUUUUUAUUAGUAAUCAGGGAAAUGCAAAAUUAGAACACCAGCCCCCCACUGAGAUGGUUAAAAUGAAAGCAUGAAAAAGAAUCAAGUUUUGGCAAGGAGGUAAGCAACAGGAAGCCUUCUCUGCUUGAGGUGUUGCCAACUAGUAUGACCAUUUUGGAAAGCUGGCACUUUGAACGUGCGUAUACCCUUUUAACCCGAACCUGGCAGAUAGGCGCGUUUAUGUCAACCAAAGGACGUACUAAAAUACUCAUUGCAUAAAACUGCACAAACCAGAAUUCUCUGAAGGCAGGCAUGCAGUAGAAUGAAUGAACCUAGUGGCAUAUUUCCUUGCAGAAGACUUGUGAGCGUUGAGAACGAGUGAACCGUAAGUAUUUGCAGUAGUAGCUUGGUUUCACAGAGCUGAAUGACAGAAACCAGACAUAGAGGCACACACACUGUAUGACCAUCUGUAAAGCAUAAGAACAGAAAAUCUUUAUGCAGUUAGAAAUCAGGACAGCGGCUAGCCUUGGGCAAGGCUGAAAACGGUAUUUAUCUGGUGCUAGUAAUACUGUUUCUAAACCUGGGUGCUGAAUAUCUGAGUGUUCUCUGCACUUAAGACAUGUGUCUUUCUCUGCAUGUAUAUUGUUUUAAAAUCCUGCAUCAUUUUGUGCAGGAAAUAUUCUUUAGAGUAGUUUUAAUGGCAACUACAGAGAUUUCCUACACUGUGACCUUAAAGCUUAAUAUAAAGUAUAUUUUAAGUAAAAUAUUUGAAAAGGUGACUGGGCCAUUACAUAUUUUGUCAUCCUACCCUUUUGCAUAUAUAAAUGGGUCUGAACCACCUCUUCCAAUAAAGAACUAACGUGCGUAAACAUUUA